This is a messenger RNA of Microcebus murinus (gray mouse lemur), 13961 nucleotides long. RefSeq names its product dystrophin (gene DMD). Gene Ontology annotation, cellular component: sarcolemma. Gene Ontology annotation, molecular function: protein binding; zinc ion binding. NCBI's taxonomy places the organism in Eukaryota, Metazoa, Chordata, Mammalia, Primates, Cheirogaleidae. The record is from RefSeq and is a predicted model, not a curated record. Gene Ontology annotation, biological process: skeletal muscle tissue development; muscle cell development; neuron development.
CGUUAAAUGCAGAACGCUGCUCUGGCUCAUGUGUUUGCUCCGAGGUGUAGGUUUUGUUCGACUGACGUAUCAGAUAGUCAGAGUGGUUACCACACCGACGUUGUAGCAGCUGCAUAAGAAAUGACUGAGAGAAUCAUGUUAGGCAUGCCCACCUAACCUAACUUGAAUCAUGCGAAAGGGGAGCUGUUGGAAUUCAAAUAGACUUUCUGGUUCCCAGCAGUCGGCAGUAAUAGAAUGCUUUCAGGAAGAUGACAGAAUCAGGAGAAAGAUGCUGUUUUGCACUAUCUUGAUUUGUUACAGCAGCCAACUUAUUGGCAUGAUGGAGUGACAGGAAAAAACAGCUGGCAUGGAAGAUGAAAGAGAAGAUGUUCAAAAGAAAACAUUCACAAAAUGGAUAAAUGCACAAUUUUCUAAGUAUGGGAAGCAGCAUAUAGAGAACCUCUUCAGUGACCUGCAGGAUGGGAGACGCCUCCUAGACCUCCUUGAAGGCCUGACAGGGCAAAAACUGCCAAAAGAAAAAGGAUCCACAAGAGUUCAUGCCCUGAACAAUGUCAACAAGGCACUGCGGGUCUUGCAAAACAAUAAUGUUGAUUUAGUGAAUAUUGGAAGCACUGAUAUAGUAGAUGGAAAUCAUAAACUGACUCUUGGUUUGAUUUGGAAUAUAAUCCUCCACUGGCAGGUCAAAAAUGUAAUGAAAAAUAUCAUGGCUGGAUUGCAACAAACCAACAGUGAAAAGAUUCUCCUGAGCUGGGUCCGACAAUCAACUCGUAAUUAUCCACAGGUUAAUGUCAUCAACUUCACCACCAGUUGGUCUGAUGGCCUGGCUUUGAAUGCUCUCAUCCAUAGUCAUAGGCCAGACUUGUUUGAUUGGAAUAGUGUGGUCUGCCAGCAGUCAGCCACACAACGACUGGAACAUGCAUUCAACAUUGCAAAAUAUCAAUUAGGCAUAGAAAAACUACUUGAUCCUGAAGAUGUUGCCACCACUUAUCCAGAUAAGAAGUCCAUCUUAAUGUACAUCACAUCACUCUUUCAAGUUUUGCCUCAGCAAGUGAGCAUCGAAGCCAUCCAGGAAGUGGAAAUGUUGCCAAGACCAUCUAAAGUGACUAAAGAAGAACAUUUUCAAUUACAUCAUCAAAUGCAUUAUUCUCAACAGAUCACAGUCAGUCUAGCCCAGGGCUAUGAGCGAACUCCUUCUUCUCCUAAGCCUCGGUUCAAGAGUUAUGCCUACACACAGGCUGCUUAUGUCACCACCUCUGACCCCACACGGAGCCCAUUUUCUUCACAGCAUUUGGAAGCUUCUGAAGAAAAGUCAUUUGGCAGUUCAUUGAUGGAGACUGAAGUAAACCUGGACCGUUACCAAACAGCUUUAGAAGAAGUACUCUCAUGGCUUCUUUCUGCUGAGGACACACUGCAAGCACAGGGAGAGAUUUCUAAUGAUGUAGAAGAAGUGAAAGAACAAUUUCAUACUCAUGAGGGAUACAUGAUGGAUUUGACAGCCCACCAGGGACGGGUUGGCCACAUUCUACAAUUGGGAAGUCAACUGAUUGGAACAGGGAAAUUAUCAGAAGAUGAAGAAGCUGAAGUACAAGAACAAAUGAAUCUCCUGAAUUCAAGAUGGGAAUGCCUCAGGGUAGCUAGCAUGGAAAAACAAAGCAAUUUACAUAAAGUUUUAAUGGAUCUUCAGAAUCAGAAACUAAAAGAAUUAAAUGACUGGCUAACAAAAACAGAAGAGAGAACAAGGAAAAUGGAGGAAGAGCCCCUUGGACCUGAUCUUGAAGACCUAAAACGCCAAGUACAACAACAUAAGGUGCUUCAAGAAGAUCUAGAACAAGAACAAGUCAGGGUCAAUUCUCUCACUCACAUGGUGGUGGUAGUUGACGAAUCAAGUGGAGAUCAUGCAACUGCUGCUUUGGAAGAACAACUUAAGGUAUUGGGAGACCGAUGGGCAAACAUCUGUAGGUGGACAGAAGACCGCUGGGUUCUCUUACAAGACAUCCUUCUCAAAUGGCAGCGUUUUACUGAAGAACAGUGCCUUUUUAGUUCGUGGCUUUCAGAAAAAGAAGAUGCAUUGAACAAGAUUCCCACUACUGGCUUUAAGGAUCAAAAUGAAAUGUUAUCAAGUCUUCAAAAACUGGCUAUUUUGAAAGCAGAUCUGGAAAGGAAAAAGCAAAGCAUCGACAAACUCCGUUCACUCAACCAAGAUCUUCUUUCAACACUGAAAAAUAAGUCAGUGACCCAAAAGAUGGAAGCUUGGCUGGAAAACUUUGCCCAGAGUUGGGAUAAUUUAUCCCAAAAGCUUGAAAAGAGUUCAGCACAGAUUUCACAGGCUGUCACCACCACUCAGCCAUCACUAACACAGACAACUCUAAUGGAAACGGUAACUAUGGUGACCACAAGGGAACAAAUCCUGGUAAAGCAUGCCCAAGAGGAACUUCCACCACCACCUCCCCAAAAGAAGAGGCAGAUUACUGUGGAUUCUGAAAUUAGGAAACGGUUGGAUGUUGAUAUAACUGAACUUCACAGUUGGAUUACUCGCUCAGAAGCUGUGUUGCAGAGUCCUGAAUUUGCAAUCUAUCGAAAGGAAGGCAACUUCUCAGACCUUAAAGAAAAAGUUAAUGCCAUAGAGCGAGAAAAAGCCGAGAAGUUCAGAAAACUGCAAGAUGCCAGCAGAUCAGCUCAGGCCCUGGUGGAACAGAUGGUGAAUGAGGGUGUUAACGCUGACAGCAUCAAACAAGCCUCAGAACAACUGAACAGCCGGUGGAUCGAGUUCUGCCAGUUGCUAAGUGAGAGACUUAACUGGCUGGAGUAUCAGAACAACAUCAUCACUUUCUAUAAUCAGCUACAACAAUUGGAGCAGAUGACAACUACUGCUGAAAACUGGUUGAAAAUCCAACCCACCACCACAUCAGAGCCAACAGCAAUUAAAAGUCAGUUAAAAAUUUGUAAGGAUGAAGUCAACCGGCUGUCAGUUCUUCAGCCUCAAAUCGAACGAUUAAAAAUUCAAAGCAUAACCCUGAAAGAAAAAGGACAAGGGCCCAUGUUCCUGGAUGCAGACUUUGUGGCCUUUACAAAUCAUUUUAACCAAGUUUAUUCUGAUGUGCAGGCCAGAGAGAAAGAGCUACAGACAAUUUUUGAUGCGUUGCCACCCAUGCGCUAUCAGGAGACAAUGAGUACUAUCCGGACGUGGAUCCAGCAGUCAGAAACCAAACUUUCUAGACCUCAGCUUAGUGUCACUGACUAUGAAAUCAUGGAGCAGAGACUUGGCGAGUUACAGGCUUUACAAAGUUCUCUGCAAGAACAAGAAAGUGGCCUAAACUAUCUCAGCACCACUGUGAAAGAGAUGUCAAAGAAAGCUCCCUCUGAAUUUAGCCAGAAAUACCAUUCAGAAUUUGAAGAGAUUGAGGGACGCUGGAAGAAGCUCUCCUCCCAGCUGGCUGAACGCAGUCAAAAGCUAGAGGAGCAAAUGAAUAAACUUCGAAAAAUUCAGAAUCACAUAAAAACCUUGAGGAAAUGGAUGGCUGAAGUUGAUGUUUUUCUGAAGGAAGAAUGGCCUGCCCUUGGGGAUUCAGAAAUUCUAAAAAAACAGUUGAAACAGUGCAGGCUUUUAGUCAAUGAUAUUCAGACAAUUCAGCCCAGUCUAAACAGUGUCAAUGAAGGUGGACAGAAGAUAAAGAAUGAAGCAGAGCCAGAGUUUGCUUCCAGACUUGAAACAGAACUCAGAGAACUUAAUAUUCAGUGGGAUCACAUGUGCCGACAGGUCUAUGCCAGAAAGGAAGCCUUAAAGGCAGGUUUGGAUAAAACUGUAAGUCUUCAGAAAGAUCUAUCAGAGAUGCAUGAAUGGAUGACUCAAGCUGAAGAAGAAUAUCUUGAGAGAGAUUUUGAAUAUAAAACUCCAGAUGAAUUACAGAAAGCAGUUGAAGAGAUGAAGAGAGCUAAAGAAGAAGCCCAACAAAAAGAAGCAAAAGUGAAACUGCUUACUGAGUCUGUAAAUAGUGUCAUAGCUCAAGCUCCACCUGUAGCACAAGAGGCCUUAAAAAAGGAACUUGACACUCUAACCACCAACUACCAGUGGCUCUGCACUAGGCUGAAUGGCAAAUGCAAGACUUUGGAAGAAGUUUGGGCAUGUUGGCAUGAAUUACUGUCAUACUUGGAGAAGGCAAACAAGUGGCUAAAUGAAGUAGAAAUGAAACUUAAAACCACUGAAAAUGUUCCUGCUGGAGCUGAGGAAAUCUCUGAGGUGCUAGAUUCACUUGAAAAUUUGAUGCAACAUUCAGAGGAUAACCCAAAUCAGAUUCGAAUAUUGGCACAGACCCUAACAGAUGGUGGAGUCAUGGAUGAACUGAUCAAUGAGGAACUUGAGACGUUUAAUUCUCGUUGGAGGGAACUACAUGAAGAGGCCGUGAGGAGGCAAAAGUUGCUUGAACAGAGUAUCCAGUCUGCCCAGGAGAUGGAAAAAUCCUUACACUUAAUUCAAGAGUCCCUCACAUUCAUUGACAAGCAGUUGGCAGCUUAUAUUGCCGACAAAGUGGACGCAGCUCAAAUGCCUCAGGAAGCCCAGAAAAUCCAAUCGGAUUUGACAAGUCAUGAGAUCAGUUUAGAAGAAAUGAAGAAACACAACCAGGGGAAGGAGGCUGCCCAAAGGGUCCUAUCCCAAAUUGAUGUUGCACAGAAAAAAUUGCAAGAUGUCUCCAUGAAGUUUCGAUUAUUCCAGAAACCAGCUAAUUUUGAGCAGCGGCUACAAGAAAGUAAGAUGAUUUUAGACGAAGUGAAGAUGCACUUGCCUGCGUUGGAAACAAAAAGUGUUGAACAGGAAGUAGUACAGUCACAGUUAAAUCAUUGUGUGAACUUGUAUAAAAGUCUAAGUGAAGUGAAGUCUGAAGUGGAAAUGGUGAUAAAAACUGGACGUCAGAUUGUACAGAAGAAACAGACAGAAAAUCCCAAAGAGCUUGAUGAAAGAGUAACAGCUUUGAAAUUGCAUUAUAAUGAGCUGGGAGCGAAGGUAACAGAAAGGAAGCAACAGUUGGAGAAAUGCUUGAAAUUGUCCCGUAAGAUGCGAAAGGAAAUGAAUGCCUUGACAGAAUGGCUGGCAGCUACAGAUAUGGAAUUGACAAAGAGAUCAGCAGUUGAAGGAAUGCCUAGUAAUUUGGAUUCUGAAGUUGCCUGGGGAAAGGCUACUCAGAAAGAGAUUGAGAAACAGAAGGUUCACCUGAAGAGUGUCACAGAGCUAGGGGAGGCCUUAAAAACGGUUCUGGGUAAGAAGGAGACCUUGGUGGAAGAUAAACUCAGUCUUCUGAAUAGUAACUGGAUAGCUGUCACUUCCCGAGCAGAAGAGUGGUUAAACCUUUUGUUGGAAUACCAGAAACACAUGGAAACCUUUGAUCAGAAUGUGAAUCACAUCACAAAGUGGAUCAUUCAGGCUGAUACACUUUUGGAUGAAUCUGAAAAAAAGAAACCUCAGCAAAAAGAAGAUGUUCUUAAGCAUUUAAAGGCUGAACUGAAUGACAUACGCCCAAAAGUGGACUCUACACGUGACCAAGCAGCAAACUUGAUGGCAAACCGUGGAGAACACUGCAGGAAAGUAGUAGAGCCCCAAAUCUCAGAGCUCAACCAUCGAUUUGCAGCUAUUUCUCACAGAAUUAAGACUGGAAAGGCCUCCAUUCCUUUGAAGGAAUUGGAGCAGUUUAACUCAGAUAUACAAAAAUUGCUUGAACCACUGGAGGCUGAAAUUCAGCAGGGGGUGAAUCUGAAAGAGGAAGACUUCAAUAAAGAUAUGAAUGAAGACAAUGAGGGUACUGUAAAAGAAUUGUUGCAAAGAGGAGACAACUUACAACAAAGAAUCACAGAUGAGAGAAAGCGAGAGGAAAUAAAGAUAAAACAGCAGCUGUUACAGACAAAACAUAAUGCUCUCAAGGAUUUGAGGUCUCAAAGAAGAAAAAAGGCUCUAGAAAUUUCUCAUCAGUGGUAUCAGUACAAGAGGCAGGCUGAUGAUCUCCUGAAAUGCUUGGAUGACAUUGAAAAAAAAUUAGCCAGCCUACCUGAACCCAGAGAUGAAAGGAAAAUAAAGGAAAUUGAUCGUGAAUUGCAGAAGAAGAAAGAGGAGCUGAAUGCAGUGCGUAGGCAAGCUGAGGGCUUGUCUGAUGAUGGGGCCGCAAUGGCAGUGGAGCCAACUCAGAUCCAGCUCAGCAAGCGCUGGCGGGAAAUUGAGAGCAAAUUUGCUCAGUUUCGAAGACUCAACUUUGCACAAAUUCAUACUGUUCGUGAAGAAACGAUGGUAGCAAUGACUGAAGACAUGCCUUUGGAAAUUUCUUAUGUGCCUUCUACUUAUCUGACUGAGAUCACUCAUGUCUCACAAGCUCUAUCAGAAGUGGAACAACUUCUCAAUGCUCCUGACUUCUGUGCUAAAGAUUUUGAAGAUCUUUUUAAACAAGAGGAGUCGCUGAAGAAUAUAAAAGACAAUCUGCAACAAAUCUCAGGUCGGAUCGACGUUAUUCACAACAAGAAGACAGGAGCAUUGCAAAGUGCCACACCUGUGGAAAGGGCGAAGCUACAAGAAGCUCUCUCACAGCUUGAUUUCCAAUGGGAUAAAGUUAACAAAAUGUACAAGGACCGACAAGGGCAAUUUGACAGAUCUGUUGAAAAAUGGCGACGUUUUCAUUACGAUAUGAAGAUAUUUAAUCAAUGGCUAACAGAAGCUGAACAGUUUCUCAAAAAGACACAAAUUCCUGAGAAUUGGGAACAUGCUAAAUACAAAUGGUAUCUUAAGGAACUCCAGGAUGGCAUCAGGCAGCGGCAAACGGUUGUCAGAACAUUGAAUGCAACUGGGGAAGAAAUAAUUCAGCAGUCCUCAAAAACAGAUGCCAAUAUUCUACAGGAAAAAUUGGGAAGCCUGAAUCUGAGGUGGCAGGAGGUCUGCAAACAGCUGGCAGAAAGAAAAAAGAGGCUAGAAGAACAAAAGAAUAUCUUGUCAGAAUUUCAAAGAGAUUUAAAUGAAUUUAUUUUAUGGUUGGAGGAAGCAGAUAACGUUACUAGCAUUCCACUUGAACCUGGAAAUGAGCAACAGCUAAAAGAAAAGCUUGAACAAGUCAAGUUACUGGUGGAAGAGUUGCCCCUGCGCCAGGGAAUUCUAAAACAAUUAAAUGAAACUGGAGGAACAGCACUUGUAAGUGCUCCCAUAAGCCCAGAAGAGCAGGAUAAACUUCAAAAUAAGCUCAAGCACACAAAUCUCCAGUGGAUAAAGGUUUCUAGGACUUUACCUGAGAAACAAGGAGAAAUUGAAGCUCACAUAAAAGACCUUGGGCAGCUUGAGAAAAAGCUUGAAGACCUUGAUGAGCAGUUAAAUCAUCUGCUUCUGUGGCUGUCUCCUAUUAGGAAUCAGUUGGAAAUUUACAACCAACCAAAUCAAACAGGACCAUUUGACAUUAAGGAAAUUGAAGCAGCAGUUCGAGCUAAACAACCGGAUGUGGAAGGGAUUUUGUCUAAAGGGCAGCAUUUGUACAAGGAAAAACCAGCCACUCAGCCAGUGAAGAGGAAGUUAGAAGAUCUGAGCUCUGAGUGGAAGGCGGUAAACCAUUUACUUCAAGAGCUGAGGGCAAAGCGGCCUGACCUAGCUCCUGGACUGCCCACUAUUGGAGCCUCUCCUAGUCAGACUGUUACUCUGGUGACACAACCUGUGGUUGCCAAGGAAACUGCCAUCACCAAACUAGAAAUGCCAUCUUCCUUGCUGUUGGAGGUACCAGCUCUGGCAGAUUUCAACCGGGCUUGGAUAGACCUUACCGACUGGCUUUCUCUGCUUGAUCGAGUCAUAAAAUCACAGAGAGUGAUGGUGGGUGACCUUGAAGAUAUCAACGAGAUGAUCAUCAAGCAGAAGGCAACGCUGCAGGAUUUGGAACAGAGGCGCCCCCAGUUGGAAGAACUUAUUACUGCUGCCCAGAAUUUGAAAAACAAAACCAGCAAUCAAGAUGCUAGAACAAUCAUUACGGAUAGAAUUGAAAUAAUUCAAAAUCAGUGGGAUGAAGUACAGGAACACCUUCAGAACCGGAGGCAACAGUUGAAUGAAAUGUUAAAGGAUUCAACACAAUGGCUAGAAGCUAAGGAAGAAGCUGAGCAAGUCUUAGGACAGGCCAGAGCCAAGCUUGAGUCAUGGAAGGAGGGUCCCUACACAAUGGAUGCAGUCCAAGAGAAAAUCACAGAAACUAAGCAAUUGGCCAAAGACCUCCGCCAGUGGCAGAUAAAUGUAGAUGUGGCAAAUGACUUGGCCCAGAAACUUCUCCGGGAUUAUUCUACAGAUGAUACCAGAAAAGUAAACAUGAUAACAGAGAACAUCAAUGCGUCUUGGGGAAGCAUCCAUAAAAGAGUGAAUGAGCGAGAGGCUGCUUUGGAAGAAACUCAUAGAUUACUGCAACAGUUCCCCCUGGACCUGGAGAAGUUUCUUGCCUGGCUUACAGAAGCUGAAACAACUGCCAAUGUCCUACAGGAUGCUACCCAUAAGGAGAGACUUCUAGAAGACUCCAAGGGAGUAAGAGAGCUGAUGAAACAAUGGAAAGACCUCCAAGGAGAAAUUGAAGCUCACACGGAUAUCUAUCACAACCUGGAUGAAAAUGGCCAAAAAAUCCUGAGAUCUCUAGAAGGUUCUGACGAUGCAGUCCUGUUACAAAGACGUUUGGAUAACAUGAACUUCAAGUGGAGUGAGCUUCGGAAAAAGUCUCUCAACAUUAGGUCCCAUUUGGAAGCCAGUUCUGACCAGUGGAAGCGUCUGCACCUUUCUCUUCAGGAACUUCUAGUGUGGCUACAGCUGAAAGAUGAUGAAUUAAGCCGGCAGGCACCUAUUGGAGGCGAUUUUCCAGCAGUUCAGAAGCAGAAUGAUGUACACAGGGCCUUCAGGAGGGAAUUGAAAACUAAAGAACCUGUAAUCAUGAGUACUCUUGAGACUGUACGGAUAUUUCUGACAGAGCAGCCUUUGGAAGGACUAGAGAAACUCUACCAGGAGCCCAGAGAGCUGCCUUCUGAAGAGAGAGCCCAGAAUGUCACCCGGCUCCUACGAAAGCAGGCUGAGGAGGUCAAUACUGAGUGGGAAAAAUUGAACCUGCACUCCGCUGACUGGCAGAGAAAAAUAGAUGAGGCCCUUGAAAGACUUCAGGAACUUCAAGAGGCAACAGAUGAGCUGGACCUUAAGCUGCGCCAAGCUGAGGUGAUCAAGGGAUCCUGGCAGCCGGUGGGUGAUCUCCUCAUUGACUCUCUCCAAGAUCACCUCGAAAAAGUCAAGGCACUUCGAGGAGAAAUUGCACCUCUUAAAGAGAAGGUAGGCCACGUCAAUGACCUUGCUCGCCAACUCACUACGUUGGGCAUUCAGCUCUCACCAUAUAACCUCACCACUCUGGAAGACCUGAACACCAGAUGGAAGCUUCUGCAGGUGGCUGUCGAAGACCGUGUCAGGCAGCUGCAUGAAGCCCACAGGGACUUUGGCCCAGCGUCCCAGCAUUUCCUUUCCACUUCUGUCCAGGGUCCCUGGGAGAGAGCCAUCUCACCAAACAAAGUGCCCUACUAUAUCAACCACGAGACCCAAACAACUUGCUGGGACCAUCCCAAAAUGACAGAGCUCUACCAGUCUUUAGCUGACCUGAAUAAUGUCAGGUUCUCAGCUUAUAGGACUGCCAUGAAACUCCGAAGACUGCAGAAGGCCCUUUGCUUGGAUCUCUUGAGCCUGUCAGCUGCAUGCGAUGCCUUGGACCAGCACAACCUCAAGCAAAAUGACCAGCCCAUGGAUAUCCUGCAGAUCAUUAAUUGUUUGACCACUAUUUAUGAUCGCCUGGAGCAAGAGCACAACAAUUUGGUCAACGUCCCUCUCUGCGUGGAUAUGUGUCUCAACUGGCUGCUGAAUGUUUAUGAUACGGGACGAACAGGAAGGAUCCGUGUCCUGUCUUUUAAAACUGGCAUCAUUUCUCUGUGUAAAGCACAUUUGGAAGACAAGUACAGAUACCUUUUCAAGCAAGUGGCAAGUUCAACAGGAUUUUGUGACCAGCGCAGGCUGGGCCUUCUUCUGCAUGAUUCUAUUCAAAUCCCAAGACAGUUGGGUGAAGUUGCAUCCUUUGGGGGCAGUAACAUUGAGCCGAGCGUCAGGAGCUGCUUCCAAUUUGCUAAUAAUAAGCCCGAGAUUGAAGCAGCCCUCUUCCUAGACUGGAUGAGACUGGAACCCCAGUCUAUGGUGUGGCUGCCCGUCCUGCACAGAGUGGCUGCUGCAGAAACUGCCAAGCAUCAAGCCAAGUGUAAUAUCUGCAAGGAGUGUCCAAUCAUUGGAUUCAGGUACAGAAGUCUGAAGCACUUUAAUUAUGACAUCUGCCAAAGCUGCUUCUUUUCUGGUCGAGUUGCAAAAGGUCAUAAAAUGCACUAUCCCAUGGUGGAAUAUUGUACUCCGACUACAUCAGGAGAAGAUGUUCGAGACUUUGCCAAGGUACUAAAAAACAAAUUUCGAACCAAAAGGUAUUUUGCGAAGCAUCCCCGAAUGGGCUACCUGCCAGUGCAGACUGUCUUAGAGGGGGACAACAUGGAAACUCCCGUUACUCUGAUCAACUUCUGGCCGGUAGAUUCUGCGCCUGCCUCGUCCCCUCAGCUUUCACACGAUGAUACUCAUUCACGCAUUGAGCAUUAUGCUAGCAGGCUAGCAGAAAUGGAAAACAGCAAUGGAUCUUAUCUAAAUGAUAGCAUCUCUCCUAAUGAGAGCAUAGAUGAUGAACAUUUGUUAAUCCAGCAUUACUGCCAAAGUUUGAACCAGGACUCCCCCCUGAGCCAGCCUCGUAGUCCUGCCCAGAUCUUGAUUUCCUUAGAGAGUGAGGAAAGAGGGGAGCUAGAGAGAAUCCUAGCAGAUCUUGAGGAAGAAAACAGGAAUCUGCAAGCAGAAUAUGAUCGUCUAAAGCAGCAGCAUGAACAUAAAGGCCUGUCCCCACUGCCGUCCCCUCCUGAAAUGAUGCCCACCUCUCCCCAGAGUCCACGGGAUGCUGAGCUCAUUGCAGAGGCCAAGCUACUGCGUCAACACAAAGGCCGCCUGGAAGCCAGGAUGCAAAUCCUGGAAGACCACAAUAAACAGCUGGAGUCACAGUUACAUAGGCUAAGACAGCUGCUGGAGCAACCCCAGGCAGAAGCCAAGGUGAAUGGUACAACGGUGUCCUCUCCUUCUACCUCUCUACAGAGGUCAGACAGCAGUCAGCCCAUGCUGCUCCGAGUGGUUGGCAGUCAAACUUCAGAAUCCAUGGGUGAGGAAGAUCUUCUCAGUCCUCCUCAAGACACAAGCACAGGGUUAGAGGAGGUGAUGGAGCAACUCAACAACUCCUUCCCUAGUUCGAGAGGAAGAAAUACCCCUGGAAAGCCAAUGAGAGAGGACACAAUGUAGGAAGCCUUUUCCACAUGGCAGAUGAUUUGGGCAGAGCGAUGGAGUCCUUAGUUUCAGUCAUGACAGAUGAAGAAGGAGCAGAAUAAAUGUUUUACAACUCCUGAUUCCCGCAUGGUUUUUAUAAUAUUCAUACAACAAAGAGGAUUAGACAGUAAGAGUUUACAAGAAAUAAAAUCUAUAUUUUUGUGAAGGGUAGUGGUACUAUACUGUAGAUUUCAGUAGUUUCUAAGUCUGUUAUUGUUUUGUUAACAAUGGCAGGUUUUACACGUCUAUGCAAUUGUACAAAAAAAGUUAUAAGAAAACUACAUGUAAAAUCUUGAUAGCUAAAUAACUUGCCAUUUCUUUAUAUGGAACGCAUUUUGGGUUGUUUAAAAAUUUAUAACAGUUAUAAAGAAAGAUUGUAAACUAAAGUGUGCUUUAUAAAAAAAAGUUGUUUAUAAAAACCCCUAAAAACAAACACAUACACACACAUACACACACACACAUACACACACAAACACACACAAACUUUGAGGCAAGCGCAUUGUUUUGCAUCCUUUUAGCGUGAUAUCCAUAUGAAAUUCAUUUUUUUGUUGCAUAUUAAAGAUAGGACUUUCUCUAACACCACCAAAUGACUAGUUUGCAUUGCUCUUUUGGGAAUUGUUGAUUGAGUGGGGCUGGCUGUGGGUUUUCAUUUUAUACAUCUAUAUGUCUAUAAGUAUAUAAAUACUAUAGGUAUAUAGAUAACUAGAUAAGAAUUUCUGUAGACCUUUUAAAUUCCUUCUUCAGAUGUUCCUGCCACUGUCUUAUGGAAAAAAAAUUUCUUGUAGUUAUCCAGGCUUACCUGCUUGGUCUAGAGUGAAAUUUUCCCUGGAGCCUGAAGCCAGGAGGAAACUACCACACUAAAACAUUGUCUAGGGCUCCAGAUGUUUCUCAUUUUAAACUUUCCACUGACAACUAGAGUAUUGAAUUUUUUUUUAACAGGAACGUGAAUGAAUACACAGGACUUAUUAUAUCAGAGUAAUCUGUUGGUUGAUAAUAUUCAGCUUCCUGCUGCUGGCAAUGCCAUGAUUUAGAUUUAAUGAUGCUUUGGUGGAAAUCAGAGAAUCAGAAGAUAUUUUUAACUCUCGAGUGGUAGGACAACAAUGGUAAGACUAGAGGGCUAUGAAUUCCCAGCCAAUCCCUGUGAGGAAACAGGCUACUCUUGAAGUAGAGGAUUGGAUGAAUGUUCAUAACCAUACCAUAGAGAUCUCUAUAAUUACAACUAAAUGAUUCUGCCGCCUUCUCACUGUCAAAAGGAAGUAGGUGGUUUGGUUUUUGUUGUUUUAGAUUUUUUUUCCCCAUCGCAAUGAGUUUUUAAAUGCCACAAGACUUAAUUUAAAAUAACCCUUAGGAAAAUAUGUGUAAGAUGGUAGCCCCAUUACAUUGUGAUAUGAUAAAUAUCAACCCAGAAGCCCAUGAGCUGUGUUUCCCUCCUUUGCAUUUCUCUGCAAAUAAUACCACACAGGUUUGUAAGUAGGAAGGCAAAUUGAUUCCAGUGUUCCAAAAGCAAAAGCUACUCCAAACCCUUUUUGUUGGAUUAGGCAGGUUCAUUAAAUAUAUACACAAACAAAAAUUGUUUGAAAAGAGGAGAAAAACUCAAGAGGAAAAGCUAAGGACUGGUAGGAAAAAGCUUUACUCUUUCAUGUCAUUUUAUUACUCUUUGAUUUUUUUUUAAUCAUUCAUUCUGUAGAAAUCACCACGUGACCUAUUCUUUUGCAAAUCUGUUACCUCUGACAUCAAGUGUAAUUAACUUUUCAAGAGUGGGUUUUGUCCAUUAUUUUCUUAAUGGUAAUUAACAUCAAACACAGCUUCUCAUGCUAUUUCUACCUCACUUUGGUUUUGGGGUGUUCCUGAUAGUUGUGCACACCUGAUUUCACAGCUUCACCACUUGUCUAUUGCAUGAACAUUUUUCUCCAUUUUCUUUUUCCUUUAUAAUUUCCAAAAGAAAACCCAAAGCUCUAAGGUAACAAAUUACAUGAAGAUUUGGUUUUUAGUCUUGCAUUUUUUUUCCUUUAUGUAACGCUGUACCUUUUCUUUACCCAAGGAUUUUUUUUUUAACCAAGAUUUAAAACAAGGGGUUACUUUAUAUCCUACUAAGAAGUUUAAGUUUCAUUCUAAAAUCAGAGGUAAAUAGAGUGCAUAAUUUUGUUUUAAUCUUUUUGUUUUGAUUUAUCUUUUAGACAUUAGUUCUGGAGUGAGUCUGUCAAAAUAUUUGAAUAAAAACUGAGAGCUUUAUUGCUGCGUUUUAAGCAUAAUUUGGACAUUAUUUCGUGUUGUUUAUAACCACCAAGUAUUAAACUGUAAAUCAUAAUCAAUGUAACUGAAGCAUAAACAUCACAUGGCAUGUUAUGUCAUUGUUUUCAGGUACUGGGUUCUUACUUGAGUAUCAUAAUAUAUUGUGUUUUAACACCAACACUGUAACAUUUACUAAUUAUUUUUUUAAACUUCAGUUUUACUGCAUUUUCACAACAUAUCAGACUUCACCAAAUAUAUGCCUUACUAUUGUAUUAUAUUACUGCUUUACUGUGUAUCUCAAUAAAGCACGCAGUUAUGUUAC